Gekko japonicus is the source of this 1502-nucleotide messenger RNA. Its product is annotated as transmembrane emp24 domain-containing protein 10-like. The record is from RefSeq and is a predicted model, not a curated record. Gene Ontology annotation, biological process: Golgi organization; endoplasmic reticulum to Golgi vesicle-mediated transport; intracellular protein transport. The transcript is spliced from 5 exons. Gene Ontology annotation, cellular component: COPI-coated vesicle; endoplasmic reticulum; COPII-coated ER to Golgi transport vesicle. Lineage: Eukaryota; Metazoa; Chordata; Lepidosauria; Squamata; Gekkonidae. The coding region runs from base 237 to 866 and encodes 209 amino acids.
GGCGGCAGGCGACAGAGAAGAAUCCGAAGCUGGGAGUCCGGAACCGCGCUUGGAGGCUGAGGCUGGGCUGGGGCGCGCAAGGGCAUCAUCCGGCACGGUGCUGGUUCGAGAGGAUCGCCUUGGGAGCGGAGGGGGGAAAGGUUUGCACGGGAAAAUAAGCGAUCUCGGUGUAAACCGGUCUGGGUCAAAUUUGGGGUCUGCCAGGAAAAGAGACUCUCUGUCGGCCCUGGUCAGCCAUGCGGCUCCCCGGACUCGUGGCGCUGAUGCUGGCGUUGGGGGUCGGCAGCUGCCACGGCCUGUCUUUCCACUUACCGCCGCAGACCCGCAAAUGCCUUAAAGAGGAGCUCCACCGGGACGUGAUGGUUACCGGAGAAUACGAAGUCUCGGAAGCCGCUGCUCCGGGUGUCAGGACAGAUCUCCGGGUCACCGACUCCUCUGGACACACUCUGUACUCCAAGGAGGAUUCAAAAAAGGGAAAAUUUGCCUUCACUACUGACAACUAUGAAAUCUAUGAAAUCUGCUUUGAGAGCCACGGACAGCCAGGGAAUUUCCGGAUUCCAGACCAAUUGGUCUCCCUUAAUAUAAAGCAUGGUGUGGAGGCACGGAAUUACGAUGAUAUCGCUAAGGCAGAGAAACUAAAGCCUUUAGAGGUGGACCUGCGUCGGCUCGAAGACCUUUCGGAAUCCAUCGUGAAAGAUUUUGCCUUCAUGAAGCAGCGUGAGGAGGAGAUGCGAGACACCAAUGAAUCCACCAGCGCUCGUGUCUUCUGCUUCAGCAUCUUCUCCAUGUUAUGUCUUGUGGGUCUGGCCACCUGGCAGGUCUUCUAUCUCCGGCGUUUCUUCAAAGCCAAGAAACUCAUCGAGUGAAUGAGCUCCAGCCUGGAGUGGGGGGCAAAGAGCAGAUGCCCCCACUCUCCCCCACCCCGUUUCUUGCCGGCCUGUGAACCAGAACACAUCAGAGUUCUUCCACCCACCAAUUCUGAUCAGCUCCUGAGCCGACUGGAUUUUUUCCUCCAGGGUUUUCCCCAGCUAGGACUAUUGAUGGGACAUCGGGGGCCUGGACUGGAUCUCUGCCAGCUGGGGAGGGGAGUCUGUCAUCAGAAAGGCAUAGAUUCUGGAUGCCAGACCGGAAAACAGUUUGCCCCCCUUUUUUCUGGUGUGGACUGUGCCAUUCUUUUUUCCCAUGGGGGGUGAGGGAUCUCUAAUUAGAAUGUAAUUUAAGUCCUGAUUGCUGAAUGCACUAAGGAAAUUUUGGAAACAAUAAAUUUUGGUUCAUAGAUUUCACCGCUGUUUGGGGGCAGGGGGCAAUGCAGGAUGCUCUUGGGACAGGACCAGAGUACUCUACGGCUGCAACCCUAACCACACUUACUAGAGAGUAAGUUCCACUGAACUCAGAGGGAGUUGCUUCUGAGCAAACAUACUGAGGAUCCUAGGACAGGUGGGGCCAGUGUAGUGUAGGGGUUAGGAUGUUCAGCUAGGCCCAAGUUCAGAUCCCCAACUGCC